This is a messenger RNA of Oryzias melastigma (Indian medaka), 3180 nucleotides long. It is a transcript of the gene rbm24a, whose product is annotated as RNA binding motif protein 24a. The record is from RefSeq and is a predicted model, not a curated record. The coding region runs from base 495 to 1193 and encodes 232 amino acids. NCBI's taxonomy places the organism in Eukaryota, Metazoa, Chordata, Actinopteri, Beloniformes, Adrianichthyidae. The transcript is spliced from 4 exons. Gene Ontology annotation, molecular function: mRNA 3'-UTR binding. Gene Ontology annotation, cellular component: cytosol.
UCAGAUAAUCUCAUCUUUACCACAUGGAUGCAACAACUUUAAAAAGAUCCAUAAAAGCUCUCCUAGAACUUCAAUGGAAAAAUAUAUUUUUUCCUUCUAAAUAAUUUACCUCUGAUUUCAGGAAGAGGACACUAGGAUAAUAAAUCCAGAGCCUCACAUUGCGCAGGUUUCCCAGCUGUUGGCGCGCGCUGGUGGGCGGGCACCAGAUUUGAUCUGGGUGGAGUCAAAGCGACGCUUUUAGGAAUGGGUCCCAAACAUUUUUAGUUAGACAGCAGUUUAGCAAGGAAAGCAGGAGGCACCUGAUGGUCUCUUUGGGACAAUCCGCUCCAUGUUGCUCCUCUCCUAACUGUCUCUAGAUACAUCUACCUCCGGGCUUCAUCACUUUCGAAAGUUUCUCUCCUCUUCUUCUCCUGCGCCCAAAGACCUGUCGAUUAUUAUUUUUGCACUAUACUUAUACUUUUUAUUUGUUUAAUUUAUUGUACAUUGCACUUACGAUGCACACUACGCAAAAGGACACGACCUACACGAAGAUUUUUGUCGGGGGUCUUCCCUACCACACCACGGAUUCCAGUCUCAGGAAAUAUUUUGAGGUUUUUGGUGAGAUUGAAGAAGCGGUGGUCAUCACCGACAGACAGACUGGCAAGUCAAGAGGCUAUGGAUUUGUUACAAUGGCGGAUCGCUCAGCUGCAGACCGAGCCUGCAAGGACCCAAACCCAAUCAUUGAUGGCAGGAAAGCCAACGUCAACCUGGCCUAUCUGGGAGCAAAGCCUCGUGUGAUGCAGCCAGGUUUUACAUUUGGUGUGCCCCAAAUUCAUCCUGCUUUCAUCCAGAGGCCUUAUGGCAUCCCAGCUCACUACGUGUACCCCCAAGCCUUUGUCCAGCCAAGUGUGGUGAUCCCCCACGUGCAGCCCGCGGCUGCUGCACCAGCCACCGCCUCCUCCCCGUACAUCGACUACACCGGAGCGGCCUAUGCGCAGUACACCGCCGCUGCCAACGCUGCAGCGGCCGCGGCCUACGAGCAAUACCCCUACGCCGCCUCUCCCGCUGCCACGGGUUACGUCGCCACCACCGGUUACGGUUACGCUGUACCCCAGCCGUUAGCCGCUGCUGCCCCGGGCUCGGCUGCUGCCGCCGCCGCCGCAGCGUUCGGCCAAUACCAGGCUCAGCAGUUGCAAGCCGAUCGAAUGCAAUAGCACCAAUGCAGAUUAAGCAAAGAGAAGAUGGAGACUCUUCACCAAAGCUGUGUAAAACAUAAGGACAAAGGUGGAUUAGCUUUUAGGGGUUAGAAAGGUGAUGAUGAUGGUAGUGAUGAUAAUAGUGAGCUGGAAACUUUUAUCAGUAACUCUCCAACUUGCUGUGCUUCAACCAAAAAAAUAAAAAAAAAAAAGAGGCGGAAAAUGAAAAAAAAAAGUUGCAAAUGGUACAAACGAUUUGUUGUUGUUAUGAUGAAUAUUAUCAUUGUAGUACUUAUAGAACAAAAUGCAGGAACUAAUCACAGAGGUUGGUUUACAGUAAGCCUUUAAGUCCUAUUGCUGUCUUUAGUUUAGGAAAAUGCUCUUGUUCCACCUGUCGUGCUCCUCACACGUUUAGGUUAUUUAAUGCCCUCGUUACAUUUCUAUUUAUUAUAUUGUCAUACUACACACUGAGGGCUUUGUUUGUUAUUCAUGUAUUCAAUGUGUUUUUUUUUUAGUUGAUAUUUUCAGAUAAUCAGGGAAAUGGAACCGUUUCCAAAGUGUUAGCUACUAAUGUGCAGGAUGUGGAGGACACAUUUUGAAGAACUACCUUUCUAUCUUCCUGAUGCUGAAUGUCCUUCUUUAUUUAAAGAUCUAUGCAAAGCGAACAAAUCACAGCGAGGCAGGAAAAGAAAAGACAGAAAAGGUCACGAUGACGCGACUCUUGGACUUAAGUGCACAAAGGAAAAGCAGUGACAAUGAAAAACACAAAAUCUGUCUUUUCUUUGUUUGUUUUUUUUUUUGUUUUGUUUUUCGGUCACACGUGUGCAUCUAGAGCUGCACACAUGGCAGUCGGAAACAAAGGCAGCACAGUCGAGCAUCUCUGAUGGAGAGAAAGAACAAAAAAAGAGAAAGAGUGGCUACUGGUGGAGUGGGGGGGUUGGAUGAUGGACGGAGCCGCUCCACAUAGACGGACGGCUCUGGAAAGAACGCAUCACUUGUGCUCAUUUGUUGAGCUGUCACAUUUUAAUCCCCCAGCCAAGCCCUUUGGGAACCAACUUUACGGCACGGAGCGCCCCCCGCCACUAACCCUCCAGUCAUUCAGCUCUGUCUCCGUCAGCAUUUCCACCCCGGUGCUGCUGCGGUCCGCUGUCAGGUGUCCCUUCACAAAAACUUUACCAAAGCCAACUGGCCUGCCUCGUGUGGGGUGGAGAGGAAGGGCUUUUCAUGUUGUGUACGGUCUAUGUGCCUUUCAUUUUUACUACUAAUGGAAAGGAUUACAAAACAAGAAAAACAAAAAAAUGUACUAUUUAAGGUAUUUAUUUUCAAGGGUUGAAACUCUAAGAGUAGAGACUUAGUGGCAGUACUGUAUUAAUAAUAAUAUUAUGUACUCAUCUCAAGGCAUAUAUAAGUUAUUGAUUAGUUUUAUUAUUAUUAUUAUUAACACACUCAACCAAAAUGUUGAUAGAAAAGCUAUUUCUUAUAACGUUAUGUGCACUGUAUUUCUAUUUUUUAUUCCUUAGAACAUGACAUUAAAUAUUACUUUCAUAUCUUUUGUAUGAGAAAACCUUUAUUUAAGUGCUGACCCAUCUGAAUGCCUACUGUAUUCUGUCUCUUCUGUGCUUUUUUUUUUUUUUUUUUUUAGAUGACAGGAAAUAUUAGUAGCAAAAGUUUUGACAAAUACAAGCAAAGAAAAGCUGCUUUCUUCUGCUAGAAUGUGUUCUCGUCGUGGAGGUUUCAGUAGCUGUGCUUAUUUUGCUUCACAUUCACCAGACGGGCAGUUUGACACUGUUGGUAACUUUUAUACUUGAACUCUUUCUUACAAGGGAAACAUGAAAAAUAAGUGACAAAAAAUAAAAAAAUAAAAAACUCAAAGGUUUUCACUGUCGCUGGAUGAAGGCUUGUUCAGUGUUGCUAUUUAAGGUCCUGUAGAUAAUAAUAGACUUUGUCAAAAAUUUCAUCAUCAUUUACUGAAAUUGGAAUAAAAUGUUCUAUAUUUGAAAAAAAA